Lepisosteus oculatus (spotted gar) is the source of this 834-nucleotide messenger RNA. Lineage: Eukaryota; Metazoa; Chordata; Actinopteri; Semionotiformes; Lepisosteidae. The record is from RefSeq and is a predicted model, not a curated record.
UUCACCCUGGCAGUCUCCGUGUGUGCUGUACUCCUCCUCCCACUCUCCAUCCUGUCCAAUGAGAUUCUGCUGUCCUUCCCACACAGCUACUACAUGCAGUGGCUCAACGGCUCUCUCAUCCACGGGCUGUGGAACCUAGUCUACCUCUUCUCCAACCUCUCCCUGAUUUUCCUCAUGCCCUUCGCCUACUUCUUCACCGAGUCCGAGGGCUUUGUCGGCUCCAAGAAGGGCGUGAUGGCGCGUGUGUACGAGACGGCGGUGGUGCUCCUGCUCCUCACUCUGCUGGUCCUGGGGAUCCUCUGGGUGGCGUCGGCACUCAUCGAUCACGAUAGCGCGGCCCGCGACAGUCUAUACGACCUGUGGGAGUGCUACCUGCCCUACCUGUACUCCUGCAUCUCUCUGCUCGGGGUCCUGCUGCUGCUGUUGUGCACGCCCUUCGGACUCUCGCGCAUGUUCAGUGUGACAGGGAGCCUGCUGGUGAAGCCCCGGCUCCUGGAGGAUGUGGAGGACACCAUGAGCUGUGCUGUGUUUGAAGAGGCGUCUCUGUCCCUGAAACUGACCCGCAAAACCUCCUGCUGGAUCAGCCUGAACAUCGAGGUUCUGAAGGAGGAGUUCCUCACCAUCCAGGCCAAACGCAUCGCACUGGAGAUGCGGAGGCGAGCGUCUCCAUGGCAGCGGAACCUGGGCUACCCCCUGGCCAUGCUGCUGCUGCUCGCUCUGACGGGGGCCUGUGUCCUGAUUGUGUUCCUGUGUUUAUCACUGUUUCUCAUUGUGUUCAAGUUCUCAUUGUCUGUCAGUGUGUUGACCCUUGACCCUGGGGUGCCAGGUACCUAA